Messenger RNA from Hemibagrus wyckioides, 2671 nucleotides. RefSeq names its product transmembrane serine protease 4a (gene tmprss4a). Gene Ontology annotation, cellular component: membrane. Lineage: Eukaryota; Metazoa; Chordata; Actinopteri; Siluriformes; Bagridae. Gene Ontology annotation, biological process: proteolysis. The transcript has 13 exons. The record is from RefSeq and is a predicted model, not a curated record. Bases 473 to 1846 code for a protein of 457 amino acids. Gene Ontology annotation, molecular function: protein binding; serine-type endopeptidase activity.
UCAAACCAUGGUGAGGUGUGAACAUACAGCAUAGCACAGUAGAUCAUGAUUAAUCACUGAAGAGAGUACUGUCUCUGAGUCUGUGACAGAGCUGAGUGUCAGGUAAGAUCAGCUGACAGCAGGAACUCCUAACAAGGACACACCCUAGCAAGGACAAAGAGAGGGAGGGAGAGAGAGAGAGGGAGAGAAGGAACAAGGUAUCCAGUUGCAUUAGAAUCAGAAUAGUGUAAAAGAAAGUGUCUUGGUUUUCCAAAUCCUAUAAGGAAGUAAGCAAAUGACCAGUGAAUAUCAAAUAUCUUCGGUGUUGAAGACAAAGCAACUGUGCAGGAUAAUCACAGAGAGGGAUAAGAAGAGAAGGAACGCAGGUGCGCACUUACAUUAAAAGAGAGAAGAGAGAGAGACGGCUGCGGAGUUUUGGACGCUGCAUUCCUUUAAUUCCCAGAUUGCUGCCUCUCAGUGCAGCAACUAAAGCAUGAGGGCUAAUAACUUGGUUGCUGAAGACAGCACUAUACCUUUAAACUCAAGACAGCCAGGUGUAGUAAAACGAGGCAGGUUCAGAAAGCCCAUGCAAGCCACAAAGCCCCCGAGGAGCACAUGGGCAUUGAGGAAACGGCUCCUCAUUAGCAUCCUCUGUGUCGUGGUUAUUUUAGCCAUCCUGGUAGUAGCUGGAUAUUUAAUUGCCCAACUCAUUAAAAGUAAGUACUUCUUCUGCUCCAAGUCCGUGAAGUUCCUUCCCCUGGAACAAGCCUGCGAUGGCAAAGCGGACUGUGCAGAAGGAGAGGACGAGUCUUCAUGUGUCUCCCGAUUCACAAGCAACUUGACAUUUCCUGUUCGUUUGGCCUCAAAUCUCUCCGUGCUUCAGAUUUAUAAUGCUGCUGAAAACAAGUGGCGGAGUGUGUGUGCAGACAGCUGGACUGUGACACACACUGAAACUGUGUGUCAGCAGUUAGGAUACACAGUUAAACCUUCGUACACUACAGUAUCACUGACUGAUCUGCCAUCGGAUCUGAAGAAGGUGUUUUGUGUCGUGGGACCAGACGAAACGAAGCCAGUUUCCUGCAGUGCAUCAAUUCAAACUACAUGCAGCUCAGGUUCAGUAGUUUCCUUAUCCUGCUCAGACUGUGGGCCAAAGGGAUCUGAGAGCAGAAUUGUAGGAGGGCAGAGUGCACUUAUUGAGCAGUGGCCGUGGCAGGUGAGCCUGCAGCAGAACGGUCAACAUACCUGUGGAGGCUCUCUGGUGUCUCCACAAUGGAUCCUCACAGCAGCCCACUGCUUCACAGGCAGCAAGGCAGAGGUGAGCAGGUGGUGGGUGGUGGCAGGCAGUACGUACAUAACAACACUCGGAGGCUCUGCUGUGGAUCAGAUCAUUAUGCAUGGAGACUACAAUUCAGCACACAAUGACUAUGACUUGGCAAUGAUGAGACUCACAAAGCCAUUCACUCUAGGAGUGUCUGUGAAACCUGUGUGUCUCCCACCUCAAAAUCUGGGUCUCAGAGCAGGAAGCCCACUGGUGGUAACUGGCUGGGGUCAUCUGGAGGAAAAUGGCCAGCUUUCGUCAAACCUUCAGGAGGCCAGUAUUCCUCUGAUCGACCGUGCUCAGUGUUCCAGUCCUGCAGUUUAUGGUGCUAGCAUCACUCAGAGGAUGAUCUGUGCAGGGUAUCUACAGGGCAAAGUGGAUGCAUGCCAGGGUGACAGUGGAGGUCCUCUGGUGUAUCUUCAGCAACACUGGAUGUUGGUGGGUGUGGUGAGCUGGGGUGUAGGCUGUGGAAGACCAGACCUACCUGGUGUUUACUCUAAUGUGGAUCAGAUGCUAAACUGGGUCUAUACAGUCAUGCAGAAAACUUGAGGCAAAGUCAACAAGAGGACAUCGGUAUAUUAGUACAAACACAAACAUCAGUGCAAUGCAAACGAUACAGUCACUGUUAAAUCUAAGUGAACUCUGGGACUUACCUGAGCAGAUGUCAUUGAUAAUUCCACAAAUGAUACCAUGAUGAAUCAGAUGCAGAUACAAAUUCAGAAAUGAAUCUUCGCUUCCUAACUGGUGCAGUCACCUUCUCAGGGAUCAUUUUAAUUUAAGAUGCAGUUGUGCCUUGCAAUAGCCUGAAACAAUGUUAACAAUGAACUUGAACAAUGUUAGCUUUAUACUGACCAAAUUCACUAUGCCAAAUACUUUUAACAGCAAACGGGAUCAAUUCUGAUCUAUAGAAACCUUAUUAUAAGUUAUUGUUUAAUUUUUUCACUCACCUUUACUGAGUUUCUUUAUUUGCACGUUUAAUAGCAUUAAUAAGUGAAGUGUUGGGAUCUGAUACUUCGGAGUAUUUGGAUGUCAUUAUUUCACAUGUUGGAUGAGCCAAAAAAAGUUAAUGCAUUUUUAAUAGUUAACAUUUUCUAAUGAUUAAUAAUAUGAUUAUUUAUAUUUUUUUAAAAAAAGUUUUUUUAAAGUUAACAAAAACUUUCUUCCUGCUUACCAAAAUGAGAUGAAACUUGAAUUGUGUUCACUUUGUUCUGGCUCACGCAUUCAUGUGAUGUGUGAUGUGAUGAAUAUUCCUCUUUUCUUUUCUUUUUUUUACUGUAUUUAUUGUAAAAUAGUUGUCUAAUGUUGUUAUUCCUGCUGUUUUGUACAUGUGUAAGAAGUGAUAUGUAAAUAAUGUACUCAAUAAAUUAUGGAAUU